AGGCGGCGACGGUCUCGUUGUACUCUCGCUCUGAGGUGGGGAUUUUGUAGAGUUCGUGGUUGCCGGAGCAGAGGAUAUCGAUAUCUUGUCGUUGGAGUAUGUUGUUGGUGUAUAAACCCUUCGGGGCAGAUCCAUCGUACAGCCCGUUGCCGUCUACUCUGUCGCCUGUGUCGACGACUAGUAGAUCAACGCCCCGUCUGUCGGCAUCUGCCCGCAUAUGCUCUGUGAAAGAUAUGUAGUCUCCCCAGUCGGCCGAGUAUUGGGAUCUAGUAACCUGUUAGUCAAAGGCCGUGAAAGGCAAUCAAGAGUCAUACUCUUGUAAAUGGCCUCCCAGCCACCCAUGGGUAUCCGUCGUAGCUAGGAAGUUCAGUUGCCCCCAAGGCAGCUCCCUCAUGGGUGCCGCAACCGGCUUUGGAGCAGAAGGUUGCGAACCGUCUACCCCCAAGGCCAGAAGCCCUGCUAAUAAUAUUAAUGGUUGCAUGGUCAUCAGUGUGGAAGUUGUUUGUGACUGUUGGACGUUGGGAGCUCGAGGUCCUUAUCGGAUACCCACAGCGGUUACGGUGAUCGGCGUUCGGAGAAUUGUUCCGGCGAGGCUUCACGACGAGGCUUUCGGCCAUGACUGAAGCUCCAAGUAGGCCCUACCUUCUCGACAACCACCUCGUAUGGGAUCACGGAUAUCUGAAGAGGUUGUGGCGGUGGCCAAAUCUGGAUGGAAGAGAGGGGCCCGCAACUCCCCUUACAAAGCUAGAUUCAAGAAAGGGCCCCGCGACUCCUCUUCCAAUGCCUUCAUCCGCCAGGAGAAAUCCUUUCGACAAUGGAAGAUAUAUCGCCCUACGAUACUCCCCAAUAGAUUCAGGAUACUCGCCGUGAAGGACAAUAUCUCCACAACAUCCUUUGAAACGACCUGCGCCUCCAACUUUCUCAGAGACUAUGAGCCCCCAUUCGAUGCCGAUGUCAUCAAAACUUUGUACAAGCGGGGCGGCGCGGCGGUCGGCAGCAAAACGAACAUGGACGAAUUCGGCAUGGGUUCUCACUCAGUUAACUCUCACUACGGCGCCGUCACAAACUCCCCGCCAUUCGAGGCGUAUUCUGCCGGCGGCAGCUCUGGCGGUAGCGCACAAGCCGUAGCAAGCGGCUCCUUCCAGGCCGCUCUAGGAACAGACACUGGUGGCUCGGUCCGACUCCCCGCUGCGUACAGCGGCGUCACUGGCCUCAAGCCCUCCUACGGCCGCAUCUCUCGUCACGGCGUAAUCCCUUACGCCCAUAGCCUCGACACCGUAGGCCUCUUCUGCAAAGACCCAGAGGAGAUGACCGCAUUCCUGAUCGCCAGCCAGGAUCUACGCACCCGCGACCCUACAACCCCAACAGAGCCCGCCACCAAGCGCAUGACCGAUGCCAUCCGCCGUGAAGAAGCACGCCUCGGCCGCUGGCCCGUGACAGACACCAAGCCCCUCCGCAUCGGCGUGCCCGCCGAAUACAACAUCGCCGAGCUCUCCCCCGCCGUCCGCCACACCUGGCAACGCACCCUCGAUACCCUCCGCUCCCACGGCCACACCAUUGUCCCCGUCUCCCUACCCUCCACCAAGCACGCUCUGAGCGCCUACUACAUCAUCGCCGCCGCCGAGGCCUCCUCCAACCUCGCCAAGUUCGACGGCGUCCGCUACGGCUCCCGCGAAGACGCCUCCGACAACCCCACCGGCGUCCUCUACGCCUCCACCCGCGGCGCAGGCUUCGGCGACGAAGUCCGCCGCCGCAUCCUCCUCGGCACUUACUCCCUCAGCGCCUCCGCCAUGGACAACUUCUUCGUGCAGGCCCAGCGGGUGCGCCGCCUCGUCCAGCGCGACUUCGACCGCGUCUUCGCCAUGCCGAAUCCCCUGCACCCCGAAAAUCAAUUCGAUCUCGCCGACAUGCCCGAGACGACGGAAAUGGACAGCAAGCUCGGCCCCGCGGAGGUCGACGUGCUGGUCGUCCCGACGGCGCCGACGCUGCCGCCGUUGCUAAAGGACGUGAAGUCCCAGGGCUCGCUCGCGGGCUACACCAACGAUGUGUUUACAGUCCCCGCGUCGCUGGCGGGGCUGCCGGCGAUAUCGGUGCCGGUGCCGAUCGCGAAGGAGGCGAGGGAGGAGGGCAACGUGGGGUUCGUGGGCAUGCAGGUUAUUGGGCAGUAUUUUGACGAUUUUCAUGUUAUUAAUGUAGGGACCAUGGUCGCGGCGGGGGUGAGGUGGCCGUCGAGGCUGGAGAAGCUACAGGAGAAGUGGAGGAUACAGAGGGAAAAUGCAGCGAGGAACUAUGAGUUUAGGAGACCGGUAGGGUUUGGUGACAAGUAAGGGAGGUACGUGCUGAGGAUCCGAGGCGUGAAUAUAUCUGGGUCUAAGUUGAAAGUCAAGACUGGAGAAGACGGAAUAUUUGUAAAUAGAUGUAAGACUAAGCAAAGCGGAUAGACGAAGAUACCCGUUCGCCUUUAACCAACCAUACGAGGGUCAUCCACCGGGCUCUAAUAUAGACAAAAAUAUACAACUGAAG
Messenger RNA from Pseudogymnoascus verrucosus, 2523 nucleotides. It is a transcript of the gene HER2, whose product is annotated as Trimeric GatFAB AmidoTransferase(AdT) complex subunit. The record is from RefSeq and is a predicted model, not a curated record. Gene Ontology annotation, cellular component: glutamyl-tRNA(Gln) amidotransferase complex; mitochondrion. NCBI's taxonomy places the organism in Eukaryota, Fungi, Ascomycota, Leotiomycetes, Thelebolales, Thelebolaceae. Gene Ontology annotation, molecular function: glutaminyl-tRNA synthase (glutamine-hydrolyzing) activity. The transcript has 2 exons. Gene Ontology annotation, biological process: mitochondrial translation; glutaminyl-tRNAGln biosynthesis via transamidation. Bases 663 to 2327 code for a protein of 554 amino acids.